AUUUCAUGGGAGUAUAACUGCAAGUAUCUGGGAUGCCACUAUUAAAAGUGCCACUUAGAAAACAGAAAGAAAUUGAGCAAGAGAGGCAUUUGCAAGCCAACAACAAAGAAUUCAAUGAAAAAUUUGAAUAUGUGAACAACGCCAUCAAGACGUCAAAAUACAAUUUCUUCACAUUCCUGCCCAUGAAUCUAUUUGAACAAUUUCAGAGAGCAGCAAAUGCAUAUUUCCUCUUCUUGCUGUUCCUCCAGCUCAUUCCACAGAUAUCAUCUUUGGCUUGGUAUACAACGGUGGUCCCUCUGGCAUUAGUGCUCUCAAUGACAGGAGUGAAGGAUGCCAUUGAUGACAUGUAUCGGCACAACAAUGACAAGAAAGUCAACAAUCAACCUGUUCUAGUGCUAGUAAAUGGCAUGGUAAAGGAAGAAAAGUGGAUGAACAUCAAAGUGGGGGAUAUAAUAAAACUACAAAAUAACAGUUCUGUCACAGCAGAUGUGCUGUUACUCUCCAGUAGUGAACCCAGUAGUCUGACCUACAUAGAAACUGCAGAACUAGAUGGGGAGACCAACUUGAAAGUGAAGCAAGCCUUGACUGUCACCAGUAACCUGGGAGAUAACCUGGAGAAACUGACCACCUUUAAAGGUGAAGUCAGGUGUGAGCCUCCUAAUAACAGAUUGGACGAAUUCACAGGGAUAUUGAUCUAUGAGGGUGAAAAGCAUGCUUUGAACAAUGAGAACAUAUUGCUGAGAGGCUGCACCAUCCGGAACACAGACUGGUGUUAUGGCCUUGUGAUUUAUGCUGGUCAUGACACCAAAUUAAUGCAGAACAGUGGAAAGAACAUCUUUAAACGGACAAGCAUAGAUCAUCUCAUGAAUAUCCUUGUGUUCUGGAUUUUCCUGUUCUUAGUUGGCAUGUGUUCCAUCCUGGCAAUUGGGCAUGGAAUUUGGCAGACCCAGAAUGGUUAUUACUUCCAGAUCUAUCUACCUUCAGAAGAGACAGUCAACUCCCCAGGUGUUUCUGCCUUCCUCGUAUUCUGGUCAUACAUCAUCAUUCUCAACACUGUGGUGCCAAUUUCACUCUAUGUCAGUGUAGAGAUUAUACGAUUGGCCAACAGCUUCUACAUCAACUGGGAUCGAAAAAUGUUUUACAUCCCAAAUGACACACCAGCACAGGCCCGUACCACAACUCUGAAUGAGGAACUCGGCCAGAUCCAGUAUGUGUUCUCUGACAAGACGGGGACACUGACUCAGAAUAUCAUGAUUUUCAACAAGUGCUCCAUUAACGGGCAGUCAUAUGGUGAUAUCUACAAUAUGACUGGACAAAAGAUGGAAAUCACAGAGGAAACAGAGAAGGUUGACUUCUCCUACAACAAACUGGCUGACCCUAAGUUUUCAUUUUAUGACGAGACUUUAGUAGAAGCCGUAAAAAAAGGAGAUACUAUGGUCCACCUUUUUUUUCUCUCCCUCUCACUCUGUCACACAGUGAUGUCAGAAGAGAAGGUGGAAGGAGAACUGGUAUAUCAGGCACAGUCUCCAGAUGAAGGAGCCCUUGUCACUGCUGCCAGAAAUUUUGGCUUUGUGUUUCGCUCUCGAACGUCUGAAACAAUCACUGUAGUGGAAAUGGGUGUCACAAAAGUCUAUGAGCUCCUAGCUAUCCUGGACUUCAGCAAUGUACGAAAGCGGAUGUCUGUGAUUGUGCAGACACCCGAAGGUAAGAUGAUGCUGUUCUGCAAGGGAGCUGACACCAUCAUCUGGGAAUUGCUCCACCCAUCCUGCAUACCCCUCCAAGAUGUGACCAUGGGACACUUGGAUGAAUUUGCCAGCGAUGGCUUGCGUACGCUUGCUGUGGCCUUCCGAGAGCUGGAUGAGAAAGUAUUCCAAAGCUGGAGCCGAAAACACUAUGAAGCCAGCACUUCCAUGGAAGAUCGGGAGGAAAAAUUAGGACUAGUCUAUGAAGAGAUUGAAAAAGACAUGAUGCUGCUAGGGGCCACAGCCAUUGAAGACAAGUUACAAGAUGGAGUGCCUGAGACAAUAGCCACUCUGAUCAAAGCAAAUAUUAACAUGUGGGUUUUGACUGGAGACAAGCAAGAGACUGCUGUGAACAUUGGCUACUCUUGCAAUAUGCUAAGUGAUGAUAUGAAUGAGGUGUUCGUUAUAGAUGCCAAGGAGAGUAGUAUGGUCCAGCAGCAACUCAGGUCAGCAAGAAAUAAAAUGAAACCUGGCUCUUUACUGGGGACAGACCCAGUAACUGACCUCCUCACUCGAACAGAAAUGAAGACCUUUAUUGUGCCUAAAGAAGUGGCCAAUGGUAGCUACGGCCUAGUCAUCGAUGGCCACAGUCUGGCUCAUGCCCUUGAGGAGAACGUGGAGUUGGAACUGCUAAGGACAGCUUGUAUGUGCAAAUCAGUGAUCUGUUGCCGUGUGACACCUCUGCAGAAGGCCCAAGUGGUAGAACUAGUGAAGAAAUACAAGCAUGUGGCAACACUAGCCAUUGGUGAUGGAGCAAAUGAUGUCAAUAUGAUCAAAGCUGCCCACAUUGGGGUGGGCAUAAGUGGCCAGGAGGGGAUGCAAGCCAUGCUUGCCAGUGAUUUCUCCUUUGCCCAGUUCCAGUUUCUGAAGCGCCUACUCUUGGUCCAUGGUCGUUGGUCCUAUAUCCGGAUGUGCAAAUUCCUCCGCUAUUUCUUCUACAAAAAUUUUGCCUUCACAUUGGUGCACUUCUGGUAUGGCUUCUUCUCCGGCUUCUCUGCACAGACCGUCUACGAUGAGUGGUUCAUAGCUUUCUACAACUUGAUCUACACAUCUCUCCCUGUCCUGGCCAUGAGCCUCUUUGACCAGGAUGUGAAUGACUUGUGGAGCCUUCGAUUCCCUGAGCUCUAUGAACCAGGCCAAUGCAACCUCUACUUCAACAAGAAGGAAUUUGUGAAGUGUAUAUUGUAUGGCAUCUACAGCUCCUUGGUGUUGUUCUUCAUCACCUACGGAUCUACUUACAACUCAGUGCAAAGCAAUGGGAAGGACAUCUCUGACUACCAGUCUUUUGCCCUGAUAGUGCAGACCUCCCUGCUCGUGUUGGUGACUGUACAGAUGGGCCUGGAGACAGCCUACUGGACAGCUGUGAACCAAUUCUUCAUUUGGAGCAGCUUGACCUUAUACUUCAGCCUCAUGUUCCUCCUUUACAGUGAUGGCCUGUGUCUGCUCUUCCCUCACACGUUCAAAUUCAUGGGCACAGCUCGGAACACCCUGAUCCUGCCCCAGGUGUGGCUAACAAUUCUUCUCACUGUGGCUCUUUGUGCACUGCCCGUGAUCGUAUACAAAUUCCUCCGGAUGGAGUUUCAGCCCACCAAAGUUGAAAAGGUUCUCAAUAAGAUCUAUGAACUCAUGAAGAAACCAGAAACACCCCCAGCCCGGAUGACAUUGAGACGCGCAAGCUCCCGACGUUCAGCCUAUGCCUUUGCCCACCAACAAGGAUUUGGGGCACUCAUCACUUCAGGAAAGAACGUGAAAUCAAGGGCACCCUUUGGCUUUGGUGAUAACUAUUCUUUCCAUACGUGAAAGAUCCUGGGGGGGUCACCAGGACCCCCCCUAAUUCUAUGCACACACCUGAUUUGGGGGGAAAUAUCACUCUGUAAGAAACCUGCCAACUGAAGAAUCACCUUUCCCCUCAGUCCUUUCACUUCUCAGUGGUUAGGGAAGGGGGUUCUACACCAUUCAACCCAAAUGUCUGAGGUAGUGAUCCAGGAAGGAGCAGCCUGAUGAAUCUUUGCCACCCCCACCCACACCCCCCCCCCCAAAAAACCAAAAACAAACACACACUUGAGGGAGAGGCAUUGAGGAGUGUCAACUGUCAGGUUAAGUCCAGGCAUGUUGAUGCCACCCCUAGCCAAGCACAGAACUUUAGGAGGAGAGAUGAAAAGUCUUAGUAUGGGGCCUCUGAGAAGAAAGGGUGAUACCCUGCUACUCUUAGGGAUCUAAUUGGUUUGUUCCCAUCAAAAAUGGCUACUUCAGCCUGAGGAGGGAAAUUAAAUACAUCAAGAGCUCAUUCGAUAUCCCCUACAGUCUCACAGUUAACAUAACUCCCUUCCUCUUCUUCCAGUGAUCCCUGCCCCACCUCCCUCCAGGUCCCAUACCACCAUAAACUCCUCUUUCCCCAAAACUCUGGUCUUCACUUUACUAUAACCUCUCUCUGGGAAUAACUUGAAGAAUACUGUGGCACUAAGGGGCAAAGCCUGGCUUCUGGAGACCCACCGUAUGGGCUAAUGUGGCACUUUAGGAUUUGUGUCUUGGGAGGGGAUGUCAUUUCAUUUGGGGUGAAUACCAGAAGAGAUAGAUGGCUCUUUGAUCCCUUUUAUCCUAAGGGUCCUGGGAAUUGAGAAUGUAGCUAUUUUGGUAAGGUGACUGUUGAACUUUGGGCCACAGAGCUGGUUAGGAUGGGGAGUGCCCUACCAUGAAGCCAUUUUCAAAUCUAUUUCUUGGGAGAGAUGAGAGGUCAAUCUUGG
This is a messenger RNA of Vombatus ursinus (common wombat), 4486 nucleotides long. RefSeq names its product phospholipid-transporting ATPase FetA-like. Gene Ontology annotation, biological process: phospholipid translocation; Golgi organization. The record is from RefSeq and is a predicted model, not a curated record. Gene Ontology annotation, cellular component: plasma membrane. Lineage: Eukaryota; Metazoa; Chordata; Mammalia; Diprotodontia; Vombatidae. The transcript has 27 exons. Gene Ontology annotation, molecular function: ATP hydrolysis activity; magnesium ion binding; ATPase-coupled intramembrane lipid carrier activity. Bases 33 to 3542 code for a protein of 1169 amino acids.